UACGACCAGGGGUUGUAAAUUAUUAGUAAACAUCCGGAUUUGAAAACGUUUCACAACAACAGGAAAGAUUGCCAAUGUAUAAAGACAUCUUUGAUUGUGACACAACAUUGCAAGUUGCCGAAGCUGAUACAUGUAUUAUUGUCAGCGCUGUCGACAAAAAUAUCGAGGAAACUAUAGGAACAUUGACGGUCUUAACCGUCUUUUCCAAGCCUUUGUCGACUAGUUCGUUGCAUUAUCAAGAUGAAUUGGGGACUGGCUAUUUAUUACCUUUUUAUAUGUGCGAUCACCACAGUAAUUGGUUCCUGCAUAAUAUUAUUUGUUUUUGAGCGCAAAUACGUUAUUUACUUAUUUCAUUAUUACAAAAAUAUAAUACAAUUUUAUCGGAGUGCGGGGAAAUGGAGGAACUCAAUUGACGAAAUUGUCACUCAGCAGGAAAACAUUCAAAGCUAUGCUUCGUAUAUUAUUUGUAAUCUUGGAUCAGAUGUGGAUGAACCCAGUCUGAGAAGACUUUUUACAGCAUCUCAUGAUCGUCAGCCGCCAGAAGCAAAUAUUGCCAUCAAUAUCGCAGUAGAUUCCAAGAAUCCAUCUUUGAGAAAGGCAUUCAUAAGGAUACCCUACCACUGUGCCGCAGCCUGUGAUAUACCUUCAUUUAAUAAUAAAAAAUUAAGUGACAGAAAAAUGGCAAUACAAGAGGUUAAGAAGAGAAAAGAUUUGUUAAGAAAGGAUUUUAAAUGGGUCAGUCCUAAACCAAAUGUAACGUCUGUCUCUGAAAGAGUUUCUGAUAACAAGAUCUGGAAUACUGGCGUUUUCUCAGAGUACCUUCUCAUUGAUGGAGGUAAUCGUAUCAUGGAUGUUGGAAGUAAGAUCGUACCUGGUAUCUUGGAGAACUCGGAUGAAGCAGGUAUCCAGCGUAUGGUGCUUACCUGUUCCUGUUUCAAGCAAAUUAAGCAGGCAACGAAGCUUUGUGAACAGUACCAAGGAUACAUGUAUUUUACAGCAGGUGUUCACCCAUCUAAAGUUGACCAGUGGGAUGAGGACAGUCUGGCUGUGCUAGAAACGUAUGCUGAGCAUUCACAGUGUUUGGCUAUUGGUGAGUGUGGCCUCGAUUUGCCAGGGACCAACACUGAGAAAGAGAUCAAGAUGUUCAGACAACAGAUUGAGUUGGCAUGUAAACUUCGAAAACCUUUGUGGUUUUGCUCAAUUGGAGCUGACAACACACUGAUUCCAAUCUUACGCGAGUACAGUGGUCAGCUGAAAGCAAUGUGUGUUGGAGAGUACAUACCAUCAAAGGUGGAGAAAUUUCUCCCGAGAAUACCACAACUUUGGGAGCUUCUAGAUAUGGGAUGCUUUGUGUCUGUCUCGUCAAUUUCCAAAGAGGCGAGUGGCUAUGAGAAGAGUUGGUUUAAGGACUGGCUGAAGAAAGGUUUUAUUUCUCCACACAAGAUUAUAUUGGCCAGCAAUGCUCCAUCCACUCUCGUGCCAAAUAUAGAAUAUGAGGAAUACUGUAGCAGAAUGAAGCCUGACGAGAUAAGAUAUCUCAAGGAAAGUACUGUAAAUAGGUAUGAGUCGAACUCCAGUGAUGACCUGGACAGUGAUCCUGGAAAUUUGGCUGUCUUACUUGAGAUUGUGGCCUCCUGCAUGGACUGCCCGCCGAAGAACCUCGCUUCAGCUGCCUACCAAAACGCUCGAGAGUUUUUCAACUUUAGAUGAGUUCCGUCUGUUCUUCAAAAACAACCAGCCUUCAGUUGACUGUAUAUGAAAUCAUACAUACCCACCAUCAGUUGGCUUCUUCUGGCAAAGAUAUUCUCAAUACUGCAAUUGAAUCUGCCAGUGUUAUAAAGCCACUAUUCAAAUAUAAUACAGGUAUAUUGGUACUGUAGUUGUUGUUCUAAACUGUCUUCGAAUACCAAUAUUCAUAGACAUUGAAUUUUAUCCUGUCAGCUAUGAGGUUUAGGCUGUUUUUUAAUUGCAAUAUACUGGUAGACGUUGCACUCCACCCAGAAGCUGUGAGGUCUAGACUGGCUUUUAAUACUAGUGUACUGGUUGCACUCCACCUAGAAGCUGUGAGGUCUAGACUGUCUUUUAAUACUAGUGUACUGGUUGCACUCCACCUAUAGCUAGAAGCUGUGAGGUCUAGACUGUCUUUUAAUACUGGUGUACUUGUUGCACUCUACCUAGAAGCUGUGAGGUCUAGACUGUCUUUUAAUACUGGUGUACUGGUUGCUAUCCGCCUAGAAGCUGUGAGGUCUAGACUGUCUUUUAAUACUGGUGUACUGGUUGCAAUUCACCUAGAAGCUGUGAGGUCUAGACUGGCUUUUAAUACUGGUGUACUGGUUGCACUCCACCUAGAAGCUGUGAGGCUUAGACUGUCUUUUAAUACUGGUGUACUGGUUGCAAUUCACCUAGAAGCUGUGAGGUCUAGACUGUCUUUUAAUACUGGUGUACUGGUUGCACUC
Messenger RNA from Mizuhopecten yessoensis (Yesso scallop), 2456 nucleotides. RefSeq lists its product as uncharacterized. The record is from RefSeq and is a predicted model, not a curated record. Gene Ontology annotation, cellular component: cytosol. Gene Ontology annotation, molecular function: single-stranded DNA 3'-5' DNA exonuclease activity. The transcript has 8 exons. Lineage: Eukaryota; Metazoa; Mollusca; Bivalvia; Pectinida; Pectinidae. Bases 241 to 1710 code for a protein of 489 amino acids.